Messenger RNA from Carlito syrichta (Philippine tarsier), 1609 nucleotides. RefSeq names its product progesterone receptor (gene PGR). The transcript has 7 exons. Lineage: Eukaryota; Metazoa; Chordata; Mammalia; Primates; Tarsiidae. Bases 142 to 1161 code for a protein of 339 amino acids. Gene Ontology annotation, biological process: regulation of DNA-templated transcription. Gene Ontology annotation, molecular function: zinc ion binding; DNA-binding transcription factor activity; sequence-specific DNA binding. The record is from RefSeq and is a predicted model, not a curated record.
GAUUCAGAAGCCAGCCAGAGCCCACAGUACAGCUUCGAGUCGUUGCCUCAGAAGAUUUGUUUGAUCUGUGGGGAUGAAGCUUCAGGCUGUCAUUAUGGUGUCCUUACCUGUGGGAGCUGUAAGGUCUUCUUUAAACGGGCCAUGGAAGGGCAGCAUAACUAUUUAUGUGCUGGAAGAAAUGAUUGCAUUGUUGAUAAAAUACGCAGAAAAAACUGCCCAGCAUGUCGCCUUAGAAAGUGCUGUCAGGCUGGCAUGGUCCUUGGAGGUCGAAAGUUUAAAAAGUUCAACAAAGUCAGAGUUAUGCGUGCACUGGACGCUGUCGCCCUCCCACAGCCGGUGGGCAUUCCAAGUGAAAGCCAAGCCCUAAGCCAGAGGUUCACUUUUUCACCAAAUCCAGACAUGCAUCUGAUCCCACCACUGAUCAACCUGUUGAUGAGCAUUGAACCAGAUGUGAUCUAUGCAGGACAUGACAACACAAAACCCGAUACCUCCAGUUCUUUGCUGACAAGUCUUAAUCAACUAGGCGAGAAGCAACUUCUUUCGGUAGUCAAGUGGUCUAAGUCAUUGCCAGGUUUUCGAAACUUACAUAUUGACGACCAGAUAACUCUCAUCCAGUAUUCUUGGAUGAGCUUAAUGGUGUUUGGUCUAGGAUGGAGAUCCUACAAGCAUGUCAGUGGGCAGAUGCUGUAUUUUGCACCUGAUCUCAUACUAAAUGAACAGCGGAUGAAAGAGUCAUCCUUCUAUUCAUUAUGCCUUACCAUGUGGCAGAUCCCACAGGAGUUUGUCAAGCUGCAAGUUAGCCAAGAAGAAUUCCUCUGUAUGAAAGUACUGCUACUUCUGAACACAAUUCCUUUGGAAGGACUAAGAAGUCAAAACCAGUUUGAAGAGAUGAGGUCAAGCUACAUUCGAGAGCUCAUCAAAGCAAUUGGUUUGAGGCAGAAAGGAGUUGUGUCUAGCUCACAGCGCUUCUAUCAACUUACAAAAUUUCUUGAUAACCUGCAUGAUCUCGUCAAACAGCUUCAUCUGUACUGCUUGAACACAUUUAUCCAGUCCCGGGCACUGAGUGUUGAGUUUCCAGAAAUGAUGUCUGAAGUUAUUGCUGCACAAUUACCCAAGAUCUUGGCAGGGAUGGUGAAACCUCUUCUCUUUCAUAAGAAGUGAAUGCCAUUUUUUCUUUUAAAAAAAUGAGAUUUUGUGGGAUGUUGUUUUAUUUUGGUCAGGAUUACGAGGUCUCGAGUUUUUAUAAUGUUCUUCUGAAAGCCUUACAUUUAUAACAUAUCAUAAUGUGUAAAUUUAAGAGAAAAAUUGUGAGAUUCUAUUAUUUUCCUUUAUAAAGUAUAAGUAGGAUUUUUAAGUGUUUUGUGUACCCAGAUUUUCUGUAAGAGUUUACAGGAUUGAAAAAGCACUAAAAUUGAUUGUUAAAGUAAACUUUAUCUUAUCCAUAUUAUUUCAUACCAUUAAGAUGAGGAUUUUUAACUUUUGCAUCUAACAAAUCUUCUACUUAGGAGAAAAAGAACCUUACAUGUAAUAACAAAAAGCUAUUAUAUAUGUUAAUUCUAGGUAGCUCCCUUUGUCUCCUUGAUUAUAGUUCCAAAAAUGAACUUUUACA